Molecule: messenger RNA, 534 nt
Organism: Sporisorium graminicola
Lineage: Eukaryota; Fungi; Basidiomycota; Ustilaginomycetes; Ustilaginales; Ustilaginaceae
Exons: 2
Coding region: 1-534 (177 amino acids)
Biological process (GO): intracellular protein transport
Cellular component (GO): mitochondrial outer membrane
Source: RefSeq, a predicted model, not a curated record
AUGGUCCGCUUGGAAGAAGUCCCCGACGAGGAGAUCAUUCGACAGCAGCGAAGUAGUGCUGCUGCUGCCGCAGCCGCUGCAGCUGACGACGACGAUUGGGAGGAGGAGGAGGACUCUGAUGCUGAGUCCGACUUCUCCGACGACUCGGACGUCUCCGAACGAGGCCUCGCUCUCCGCGAGGAAUCCAUCUGGGAGCGUCUCUCUGCUCUUCGCGACAUCAUCCCGCCCAGCACACGCCGUUCUAUUGCAUCCACGUUUAACACCACCACAUCAUAUGCCUUCACCGGCUCGCUUCUCGCCGGCAAACUCGUCUGGGUUGUUACCACCUCGGCACUGCUCGUCGGUCUUCCCUUUGCAUUGGCUGUCGAAGACGAGUCGAGGAUCGUCGCCCAGGAGAAGGAGAUGAUGGCUCAACAGCAGGGCGCACAGCACAUGCUGGCUCCAGCACCGGGGGCUGCACCGGCAGGCAUUCCGGGUCAGUCCCAGCAGCCCCAGCAGCAGUCUCCCCAGGGUUUGCGUCCUCCCGGAUUCUAA